Molecule: messenger RNA, 942 nt
Organism: Chrysochloris asiatica (Cape golden mole)
Lineage: Eukaryota; Metazoa; Chordata; Mammalia; Afrosoricida; Chrysochloridae
Product: olfactory receptor 13-like
Exons: 1
Coding region: 1-942 (313 amino acids)
Biological process (GO): G protein-coupled receptor signaling pathway
Cellular component (GO): membrane
Molecular function (GO): olfactory receptor activity; G protein-coupled receptor activity
Source: RefSeq, a predicted model, not a curated record
AUGGAGGGCAAUAUAACAUCCAUCACAGAGUUCAUUCUCCUGGGGUUUCCUCUCAGCUCCAGGAUCCAGCUGCUCCUCUUUGGGAUCUUCUUCCUGCUCUACACCUUCACCCUUCUGGGGAAUGGCACCAUCCUGGGGCUCAUCUGUCUGGACCCCAGACUGCACACCCCCAUGUACUUCUUCCUCUCCCACCUGGCGGUCGUUGACAUGUCCUAUGCCUGCAACACAGUGCCCCAGAUGCUGGUGAACCUCCUGAGCCCCACCACACCCAUCUCCUUUGCUGGCUGCAUCACACAGACCUUCCUCUUUUUAACUUUUGCCAACGCAGAAUGUCUUCUCCUGGUGGUGAUGUCAUACGAUCGCUACGUGGCCAUCUGCCACCCCCUCCGGUACUCCGCCAUCAUGAGCUGGAGGCUCUGCAUCACGCUGGCAGUGACCUCCUGGACCAUAGGAGUCCUCAUGGCCCUGAUACACCUAACAUUACUUCUACCACUGCCCUUCUGUGGACCUCAGAGGGUUGAUCACUUUUUCUGUGAAAUCAUAGCUGUUCUGAAACUUGCCUGUGCAGACACCCACAUUAACGAGAUCAUGGUGUUGGCUGGGGCCAUGUCUGUGCUGGUGGGGCCCUUCUCCUCCAUUGUGAUAUCCUACAUUCAUAUUCUAUGUGCCAUCCUAAGGAUCCAGUCUGGGGAGGGGCGCCAGAAAGCCUUCUCCACCUGCUCCUCCCACCUCUGUGUGGUUGGACUCUUUUAUGGCACGGCCAUUAUCAUGUAUGUCGGACCCAGAUAUGGGAAUCCCAAGGAGCAGAAGAAAUAUCUCCUCCUGUUCCACAGUCUUUUCAACCCCAUGCUCAACCCUCUGAUCUACAGUCUGAGGAACAAAGAAGUCAAAGUUGCCCUGAAGAGGGUGCUAGGGAAAGAGACCUUUGUGAAAAGAUGCUAG